Gopherus evgoodei (Goodes thornscrub tortoise) is the source of this 436-nucleotide messenger RNA. It is a transcript of the gene RIPPLY2, whose product is annotated as ripply transcriptional repressor 2. NCBI's taxonomy places the organism in Eukaryota, Metazoa, Chordata, Testudines, Testudinidae. Gene Ontology annotation, cellular component: nucleus. The record is from RefSeq and is a predicted model, not a curated record. The transcript is spliced from 4 exons. Gene Ontology annotation, biological process: negative regulation of transcription by RNA polymerase II; embryonic pattern specification. Bases 44 to 427 code for a protein of 127 amino acids.
AGCACCACUCCCUCGUCCGGAUCCCGUGCUGUAGCGGCGGAGCAUGGAGAGCGCAUACAUCCGCUGCUGCCCUUCACUUCAGAGGUUUAGCUCCCGGAGAUGCUCCAAAGGACAACACGGGGCCGGGGAAUUCUGGAGGCCUUGGAUCCCUACCCAAAGAGAUGCAGAGAGACAGCUGAGAAGAAAUCAAAGUGUGCUGUAUAGUCCAUAUGGGAUGACAGAAGCUUCAGGAAAACUUACCCAAUAUACACAUCCAGUUAGACUAUUUUGGCCCAAGUCAAGGUGCUAUGAUUACUUAUAUCGAGAAGCUGAAGCACUUCUGAAAAACUUCCCAGUUCAAGCCACAAUUUCCUUUUAUGAAGACUCAGAUAGUGAAGAUGACAAUGCUGAACUGGAGCAAGAUUUGGGAAUAGAAUCUGAUUGCUAACUAUAUGGA